Kwoniella botswanensis is the source of this 1182-nucleotide messenger RNA. RefSeq lists its product as uncharacterized. Gene Ontology annotation, molecular function: sulfite transmembrane transporter activity. NCBI's taxonomy places the organism in Eukaryota, Fungi, Basidiomycota, Tremellomycetes, Tremellales, Cryptococcaceae. Bases 1 to 1182 code for a protein of 393 amino acids. Gene Ontology annotation, biological process: sulfite transmembrane transport; transmembrane transport. The record is from RefSeq and is a predicted model, not a curated record. The transcript has 4 exons. Gene Ontology annotation, cellular component: plasma membrane.
AUGUCUAUGCAAGAAGAGUAUACGAUCCCCUCCCCCCAACGCUCAUCCACUACUUCCGAACUCACGAAAAUUGAGAUGAGUAACAUCUCUGGCGAGAAGGAGAACGUUGCCACUCGGCUCAGCCACUGCGUCGUUAGCCUUUCACCCGCUUUCUUCUCACUGAAUAUGGGUACAGGAAUCGUGUCGAUACUAUUCUACACUUUCCCAUAUCCUGCAAGAUGGUUGAGGGCGAUUGGUCUAGGCAUCUUCGUGCUCAAUGUUGUGCUCUUCCUUUUGCUCAGCGUGGGCAAUGUCAUCCGGUACAUACGAUGGAAGGGACUUUUCAAAUCAACUCUCAAGCAUUCUGCUGCCGCUCUACCAUGGGGAACUCUGCCGAUGGGCUUUGUCACCCUAGUCACACACACCAUCGAGUCAAUGUCAGCGAGUUGGCUUUUACCCAUCGUCUCUUUAGUCGUAGCAGCCGCUUCUGGCGGCGUGGUAGCAGAGGCUGUAUCCCAAUCUAUGCCUUCUACCGCAAAGUCAAUCGUCAUCACAUCAUACAUCGUAUGGGGAACCGGUGUCCCUCUCGCUCUAUCCAUCAGUGCAACUUACUUGUACCGACUCAUCGCCCAUGGAGCACCUGCCCCACAAGCUUUACCCAGUCUAUUUCUUCUUGUAGGUCCAUGUGGUCAAGGUAGCUUCGGGAUCAUAACUCUGGGUAAAGUGGUCAGAGAUCUCGCACACACAUCGAGCUUCGACAUCCUGGCAACCCAGAAAGAGCAAUCGGCGAUGACAAUCAUGGCUGAUGCCAUGUAUGCGGGAGGGCUUGUCACUGGUUUGAUCCUAUGGGGAUUGGGUCUGUGCUGGUAUUUACUGGCGACUGCGAUAUUCAUCGAUCACCUAUGCAACGUUGAUCGGUCCUACCUGCGCCAUCGAUCGUUCAACAUAUCUUUCACGGCGUUAACAUUCCCGAUAGGAGUCUGGGCAAGUGCCUCCAAUGCUCUCGCAACAGAGCUCGAUUCCGAGGUGUUUCGGGUGAUUGGUGCUGUUGUAUCGACUCAAGUGUUCGUCAAUUGGCUCUACGUCAUGACCGUGACUAUCUACAAGGCAUUCGAUGGUUCCAUUUUCAUUGCACCAGAGUCAGAGCUAUUUACCAGUAAACAUCGUCAGAGUUUGCAGAAUAGAAGUCAAGAUAUAGUAUAA